Molecule: messenger RNA, 2377 nt
Organism: Melopsittacus undulatus (budgerigar)
Lineage: Eukaryota; Metazoa; Chordata; Aves; Psittaciformes; Psittaculidae
Gene: ECHDC2
Product: enoyl-CoA hydratase domain containing 2
Exons: 9
Coding region: 1378-2187 (269 amino acids)
Biological process (GO): fatty acid beta-oxidation
Cellular component (GO): mitochondrion
Molecular function (GO): catalytic activity
Source: RefSeq, a predicted model, not a curated record
GCUCCCUUUGCCCCCAGUGCUGAGUGGGGCAAGGCCGGUUCCGUGGUGCUGCGGGCCGGAGGAGCGCGUCGGGGGGCUUCGCUGUACCGGUUCCUGGUCGAAACACACCAGCUCCAGAGCCGGCGCUGGUGGCACCGCGUGUCCCCAGCUGCUGCGGUGGGCCCCGACCGCACUCGAGCUAUCCCUCGUAGCCCGGCAGGUUACCGACGGCCCUGCAGGGUCCAUCGCAGGCGGGGUGCUUAGGGUGUCUUUGCGUCAGGUCAUGCCUUGAUGCCUUUUUCAAGGGCGCAGCUGCCAAAUAAAUAACUAGAUCCAUUUUUAAAAGUUAUAUAUGCAGGAGAUACCGGUACAAGAAGUUCUGGAUUGCAUACCUUAGCUUUUUCUGGUCUCAGUGAUGCACAGUGCUAACGGUAGGGUAGGACCAGGGCAUGUCUUUGCAUGGGACACUAAGCAGUAAGUUGAGUUUUGGUGCAGGUUGCCAUUGGAAUUACUUCAUGGUAAGGGAAACCUCUGCAUGAGCUUGUAAAAACUUCCUGGUAGUUUUGCAUACACAUAAAUAUAGCUCCUGGAAUGGUGAGUUUCUGCUGUUUGCGGGUGCCUGUUAUCUUUGUCUCUGUUCUUAUAUGACAUGUCGCUUGUUCACUGACUGGCCACUGGCACAGGCAGAGAAACAGCCACAGACCUCCCAGCAGGGCAGAAGAAGUGUGACAGAUGUGAGAAGCAUCUGUGCACCUGCAGCAGCAGCAAGAGCAUCUGCCAACGUUAAGGCCUGGGACGUGAGCAGAAGUGCACACAAGGAAAAAGGAGAGAGGUUUUUUUUCCUGCCAAAGCAUACAGAAAACAUUGGAUAAUAAUUUACAAAACACAAGUGCAAGGGAAAAGUAGAUGGAUGUUGUGGUCUUAGUUUCCUGCUUGGACUUAGGAACCUUGAGUGAAGUCCUUUCACUGAUGAGCUUGCUAACUUUAAAUUAAAUGGAGCUGCAAUUUCAAAGUGGUUCUGAAGCAUGAAGUGAAGGUGACCAGUUUGUGCUGCUCUCAUUCAAACAGCAAUCUCAGGAGGAUGAUUUUUGUAAUUAAUCAUAGAAUUCCACACUGGUUUGAGUUGGAAGAGACUCUAAAGCUCAUCCAAUUCCAAACCCCUGCCACAGGCAGGGACACCUUCCACUGGAGCAGCUUGCUCCAAGACCCUGUGUCCAGCCUGGCCUUGAACGGUGCCAGGAAUGGGGCAGCCACAGCUUCUCUGGGCAUCCUGUGCCAGUGCCUCAACGCCUGAAGACUGGGCAAGAAAACCUGAAUUUAGUUGCCUUUUAAACAGAAACCUAAGAUGAAUCAUUUGGGUUUGUUGGUUUUGGGUUGUUUUUUCUUUCUCUGUCUGCAAUGAUUGUAAGACAUAUAUACUUAGAUGUCAUUUUCUUCUUAAAAGCCUGCUUUAUUUAUAUUAUUCACAGUGCUGCUGAAUUUCACAGCUGUCCUGCAGAACUGGGUUCCACAGACAUGCUGUUCAUCGCUCUGGAACAGCUCCGCUUUGAUGAGAAGGUUCGUGUGGUGGUGUUCAAGAGCGAGGUGAAAGGUGUCUUUUGUGCUGGUGCAGACUUAAAGGAACGUGCACAGAUGGAUGAUGCAGAAGUUGGGCACUUUGUCAAAAGGCUGAGGAAUCUCAUGGAUGAAAUAGCGGCCCUGCCUGUACCCACAAUUGCUGCAAUAGAUGGCUAUGCUCUGGGUGGUGGACUAGAACUGGCGUUAGCUUGUGACCUUCGAGUAGCAGCUUCAUCAGCUAAAAUGGGCCUUAUUGAGACCACAAGAGGGCUUCUUCCUGGAGCAGGUGGAACCCAGCGCCUGCCCAGAUGUGUUGGAAUAGGUCUUGCAAAGGAACUCAUUUUCACCGGUAGACAGAUUGAUGGACAACAAGCUGCCUCAAUUGGAUUAGUAAAUCACACUGUGCCACAAAACAACGAAGGAGAUGCAGCUUACCAGAGAGCAUUGACUUUGGCUAAAGAAAUCCUUCCACAGGCUCCAUUUGCUGUGAAAAUGGGAAAACUGGCAAUAAACAGAGGAAUGGAGGUUGACAUUGCAUCAGGGAUGGCUAUUGAGGGGAUGUGCUAUGCCCAGAACAUUCCCACAAGAGACCGGCAGGAGGGGAUGGCUGCCUUCAGGGAGAAACGAGCACCUCAGUUUAUUGGCAAAUAAUGCUUCCUAGUUUCCCCUUGGUCCUUUGAAAGUAAAGGAGGACUGAAGAAGACCCACUGAUUUCUUAGGAUUAUUUUUAUGACUGCGUUCUGUGUACUUAGUUCCUUGCCUUGGACUGCAUUUUUUAAUACUUCACUGGAUCAUUUUUCUGUAAGAAUUCCCAAAUAAAGCAUUAACUUUGUAUAACUGA